CACGUGCACAUUGUUUGUCUUUCGCCGCCGUCUGACAGCAUUCUCUCUGGCAAAAGUCGUGCCUUGUGCAUGAAUCUGCUAGAUCGACAUGGGCGAGUCGUGAGGGGUAACCUGGAUUGGGUAUUUAUAAAACCGUAAGCCACCUCGGUUGCGACGUCACUGGACAUAUUUGCUGGCGAAGUGGGUGAAGCGUUGGUGCUUUAUGCGUUUGCGUAGACAAGCUCGAGUGUGGAGUAACGUUGGGUCAGUUGCUGGGGAUCGACAGUGAUUGAUUGCAGGUUGAGUUGGUCUCAGAGGGUUUGAUCAACAUGGGACAAGUUUUCGGAGCUCUGACUUCGUGGAUGGUGCUCCCAGAUCUUCGACCCACGUACAGACAGAUGAGCUUCGUUCACGAAACCAUGUUUCUCGUAGUGCACUUCUCCGACCGCUUCUGGAGAUGGUACAACACCCCUGUUGUGUUCGGUCUGUUGUACCUGGAACUUCGACGAACUAUUCAGCAGAACUACAACCUCAUAGCUGUCGGAAAUGCGAAGGAUCGCAAUCUCCAGGUUCCAACUCCAAGUCGAAUGGCGGUUGUCAAUUAUAUUGAUCAACCAGGAAGCAGUAGCCACACCACAUUUGAUGAGGAAGAUUAUGCUGGCUUCUUUGGGCGCAACAUGGGGCCUCAAAAGAGCGAGCUGGUCAACCCCCAUCCAUCUGUUGUGGCCGCGAAGUUGCUAUCUAGGACGGAAUUGAAAGAUUACGGAAAACAAUUUAACAUGAUAGCUGCUUCAUGGAUCAACUUCAUGAUUCACGACUGGGUUGAUCACCUAGAGGAAUUGAGCAAGGAAGUCGAGAUUACGGCUCCACCCUCUGUUUCGGCGCAGUGUCCUUUGAAGAAUUUCAUGUUUUACCCUACGAAGGAGGUUCCUGCAGGCAACAACGUGACCGGUCACAUCAACACUCGAACACCUUGGUGGGACGCAAGUGUAAUCUACGGAAGCACUAAAGAAGCCGAGCGUAAUGUUCGAACAUUCCGAGACGGCAAGCUCAAGGUCCGACCAGAUGGUUGGCUAAUGACCGACGAGGACAACCUCCCGGUCACUGGCGACAUCCGCAACCUCUGGGUCGGAGUGGCGAUGCUCCAAUCUCUGUUUAUUGCAGAGCACAACAUGGUCUGCGAUACAAUCAAGAAAGCGCAUCCAGACUUCAAUGACGAGGAGCUCUUCCAGCACGCCAGGGUUGUGACUGCUGCGGUACUCGCGAAGAUCCACACUAUUGACUGGACGCCGCAGCUGCUGAAGAACAAUGUCUUGCUCGCAGCAAUGCGUGCCAACUGGUAUGGAUUGUUGGGAAAGAGAUUCAAGGAUACGUUCGGCACUACUCCUAUCUCGCUCUUGAGUGGGUUGGUCGGCAUGAAGAAACCAGUGGAUCAUGGUGUGCCCUACUCACUCACAGAGGAGUUUACAGCAGUGUACCGGUUACAUCCUUUGCUGCCUGAGAAGAUUGACAUUAAGAACAUUACGGCAACUGCGAGCAGUAGCCUACACACACCACCAACCGUAGACGAGAUUGCUGUGCCUGAGCUGCUUGGAAACAAGGGGAACGACAAGGCACUGAAACUUGGGUUGAAGACGCUUCUCACAUCUCUAGGACAUCAAUCCGCAGGAGCUUUACAAUUGUUCAAUUACCCUCAAUGGAUGCGGGAAGUGACCUCUCAGAACAGGGACGGUACUGACCGGCCGGACAAGGUGGACAUGGCCAGCCUUGAGAUUUAUCGAGACCGGGAGCGCUCUGUGGCUCGCUACAACCAGUUCCGAAGGAACUUGGUGAUGCCCACCAUUGGGAAGUGGGAAGAUUUGACAGAAGACAAGCAAACGCUAGCAAUUCUUCGCGAGCUUUACGGCAACAAUGUGGAGAGCCUUGAUUUGCUAGUAGGGCUGCUGGUGGAGAAGAAACCCCCAGGGUUUGCCAUCAGCGAGACUGCCUUCGUCAUUUUUGUUCUCAUGGCCUCCAGGCGUUUGGAAGCGGAUCCGCUUUUUACUUCACACUUCAACGAAAAAGUGUAUACCGAGGAGGGAUUGAAGUGGGUGAACACCACGGAGGGCCUCAAGGAUGUGCUGCGUCGCCACCAUCCCGAGCUGGUGGGAGACUGGAUGACGGCAUCUUCGGCAUUCUCGCUAUGGAAUCAGACACCAGAGAAGCCGAGUUGGAUCCCUUUGUACCUCCGCUGGGGCGCGAACUCCCCUGCAGCGAGCUCCUGAAGACCUACGGCAGACUGCCAAAACGAAUAUGUCGUUGAUCUCAAGCCUGUAGAGAUAUAGAGGAAACAUAGUUGUCUUAAAUUUGUAUAUUGCCUAUUGUGCAUAUUGAAAACCCAGUUGUAAUUCUUCAUCAUGAAUUUCAUAUCCUUUCUAUGCAGUACUUUCAAGUGCUGUGCCCAUUGACUCA
Physcomitrium patens is the source of this 2430-nucleotide messenger RNA. Its product is annotated as alpha-dioxygenase PIOX. Gene Ontology annotation, molecular function: heme binding; oxidoreductase activity, acting on single donors with incorporation of molecular oxygen, incorporation of two atoms of oxygen; peroxidase activity. Gene Ontology annotation, biological process: response to oxidative stress. Lineage: Eukaryota; Viridiplantae; Streptophyta; Bryopsida; Funariales; Funariaceae. The record is from RefSeq and is a predicted model, not a curated record.